CCAAAGAUCAGUAAAAUAUAAAGACCCACAACAUGGGAUCACGUGCGGGACAUAUUUUACCAGGUUUUGCCUUCUUAGCACUUGGUUUGUGGCACUUAUUCAACAACAUAAAACUCUUUUGUCUACGUCCAAACACAUUCAUUUCAUCUCCAUGGUUCCCAGUAUCAAAGAUCAGGCACUUAGAGCUUUACUUUAUGAUGUUCUCUGCAUCAGCUUCCAUAUCAAUGGAGCUCUUUAUUGGACCUAGAAGACACCAUCCCUUUGACUCAGAUGGCACCAUCCCAUCGAACCAUCUCCAAAACGUUGAACAUUCUUCUAUCUCCAUGGCCUUCUUGGUUUAUGCUGUUUCCGCACUAGUGCUUGAUCGAGCACGGCCUAGAGCAGCGGCUUCCGAGGGACUAACCAUCCUAGCUGCAGCCGCUGCCUUCACUCAGCAGCUACUUCUUUUCCAUUUUCACUCUGCCGACCACAUGGGCGUUGAGGGACAAUACCAUUUCAUCGUCCAGCUCAUUAUCUUUGUCUCUCUAAUCACCACUCUCACCACUUUCAUCCUUCGGAUAUAUGUCUUUUACUGAUUAUUUUUGCUUAGUGUGGGAGACAGUGCCGUUCCAAAACUUUACGAGGCUUAAAGCCUGUCAAGAUAUGUGGCCCUUAUAAAUAAAAUUGUUAAUAACAAAAGCGUAUGAUAUGGUUUUGGUAUUGCUCGAACUAGGGACAAGAAAAUCCAACUUAUCUUCCUAAAACAUUUAAGCAACGUACAAUUUUGGUUAGUGUGGCCUAUAUUUUGGUUAGUGUGACCUAUAUUUCAUUUUUAUAUUUGUGGCCUGAAGCCAAUGCUUCAUCUGCCUUAAGGGAGGGACGGGCCUGCUGGGAGAUGCUAUUUGUGUAUUAUAAACACUCUUUUUUUGUCAAACUGCUUGCAUGGAAAUUUCCGAGUUAUUAAGCCUCUUUGGUGUUCUUCCGGAACUAUCCUGGAAAUACAUUCUUUUCAAAAGAAAAUCAUUCAGGUAAUAUGACCAAUGCGUUUUUUUUUGUAACAUGAUCUUCUUAUGAGCCAAAUUUCAAAGUGCUUAAUCUUUGUUUAAACAGGGGAAUUUUCAUGGAAUUUGAUUCAAUUCGUACAUCUGAACUAACAAAAAAAAAAGAGAACACCCCCUGAGUUGCUACCACCCCAUUACAAUCCAUGAUCCAAGGCUUAAUGGUUUGAUUUUUUUUCUUCUUUUUUUUUUUCCGUUACAGUAAUUCUCUGGUCACUAAGAACUUUGUCACUACUUUUUGAAAGCUUUGGUAAACAGCAUAGUUUUUAAAUAAAUAUAUAUAAAUGAUUAUGCCUUAAGUAACUGUGCAACCGUUCUUAAUAUCUUAGUGGAUUGACUUUAUGUGUUGCUUUUUUCGUUCGUGUAGGAAGAACAAUAACACCCCGCCAAACUUGAAAACGGUUGCAGUCGACCAGGUUAAUCUUGACUGCUUGUGAUAGACUUAUCAAGUUAACAAUUAAUCAGUUGGUACAGCC
This is a messenger RNA of Brassica napus (rape), 1513 nucleotides long. RefSeq lists its product as uncharacterized. The record is from RefSeq and is a predicted model, not a curated record. Lineage: Eukaryota; Viridiplantae; Streptophyta; Magnoliopsida; Brassicales; Brassicaceae. The transcript has a single exon. The coding region runs from base 33 to 575 and encodes 180 amino acids.